Messenger RNA from Oppia nitens, 752 nucleotides. Its product is annotated as platelet-activating factor acetylhydrolase IB subunit alpha2-like. Lineage: Eukaryota; Metazoa; Arthropoda; Arachnida; Sarcoptiformes; Oppiidae. Gene Ontology annotation, molecular function: phosphatidylcholine lysophospholipase A1 activity. The record is from RefSeq and is a predicted model, not a curated record. Bases 38 to 721 code for a protein of 227 amino acids. The transcript is spliced from 2 exons.
AUAUUGAAAUAAUUUUUUAAUUCAAUAUAAUACAAUUAUGAAGUUUACACUAGUCAUAGCAUCUAUACUAUUGUGCCAAUGUUUGGCCGAAAGUCAUCCGUGGGAUCCACAGCCCAGGGAUGCCGGUUGGCUGAAACGACACGAGAAACUACUCGAACAGACAAGACUUCAUAAAACAGAUGAACAGUUGGUUUUUGUCGGCGAUUCCAUCACAGAGGGCUGGGCUGGUAAUGGACACAACGUAUGGGCCCAACAUUACACACCAAGACAUGCCUACAAUUAUGGCAUCGGUGGUGACAGAACAGAGCACGUCAUCUACAGAAUCCAGAACAAAGAGUUUGAUGAACUGAAACCCAAAGUAACGGUUCUCAUGAUUGGUACCAAUAAUAUCGCAUCCAAUACUAUUGAAGACAUCGCACACGGAGUCAAUGAGACAGUUAGAGAAUUAUUGGGCAAAAUGCCAGAAACCAAACUUAUAUUGUUGGGUGUCUUACCUCGUGCUGAACCGUUGGGCACUAAAUGCAAACAAUUGAAUACAUUGAUCAAGAAGUUGGACAAUCAGAAGAACGUCUUCUGGCACGACAUGUGGUUGGACUUUGAGUCCGCCGACGGAAAGCAAAAGACUGAUCUCUAUGUGUCAGACAAACUGCAUCUCAACGAAAAGGGAUAUCAAGUUUGGCAACAAUCCACUGAAGCCCUUAUCAGCAAAUUAUUUAAAUAAUUUUUAUAUUUUYCUAAUUAAUAAUAAAAAU